AUGUCAGUCAGCCCAACCAAUAGCCCAACCAAGCGCUUGCAGACCUUGAAGGAUUUGCUUGAAAAGAAGCUCAUAAAUCAAACGCAAUUCGACGAAGCCCAGAAGAAGAUUCUCGAUGAACUAACCAAUCCUCCCCAAGCACGACAAACAGGUACAACUGGACCUCACUCAAUUCUUCCAAAUGGAUACUUCACUGGACAAACUGGACCUUAUUUAUCCGCAGUAGAGACUGAGAACUUGUCAUUUUGGGUUGCACUCCAGACGUGUGUUGUUGAUCCAAAAUCAAAGGUUCUCACACUCCCGAGUGAUCUGCAUUUCUUGGGCAAUCCUUCCAAGAGAUCAUCCCUCUAUGUGAGAGAUUGCUAUGAGGAAAUAAAGAGUUUGAUCUUUGCCCAAUUUGAUCGAUACGAAGGCAUAAACAUAACCAACGCGACACACAGCUCCGCCUCUGCGCCACCACAACAACCAUUUUACAGCUCGUACGUUGUGAUUGGCAACCCCGGCAUUGGAAAGUCAUGCUUCCUCUACUACCUGAUGGCGGAGAUCGCAAAGAAGAAGGAAACAAUGGUCAUCCACUCCAUUCAUUCAAACGAUGAACAUUCCUACUAUCUAUACGGCUACGAUUUGAAUGGUUCUCCUAUUCUCAAGCACGGUCCCAAGGCACUGGUUGUCCCCUACCUGACCAAGAAGUCUACAUACUUUUUGGUCGACAGCAAGAAGGAGUCCAAUGUCGCCGCCAAGACCAUCAUUGUAUCUUCACCCGAUCCAACCCAGUAUAAGGAAUUCCUCAAGAACGAUCGCACCGCUCGCAUGUAUAUGCCCCCAUGGGAGAAGGAUGAAGUCGACCAUGUCAGACCCCUAUUGUAUCCUCAGGUGACUCAGGCAACCCUCGACGAUCUCUGGUCAAAGUGGGGAGGUAUUCCACGAUUCAUCUUGGAGAAGGCUGAUAAUCCAGCUUUCCAACACUCUCUUGAGCAGGUUAUUCCUACACUUAACCUUGACGAUUGCUUGAAGUGUAUCGGCGAAGAAGACCCACAAGCACCAGGCAGCCACAAGAUUAUUCAAAUCAUCCCAAUCGACGUCGUUGGCAUUCCAAAAUAUGGUGCCAUGGAGUUACGAUUCUCAUCCAAGUACGUUGCCAAUGUCGCAGUUCAAGCGAUCGAGGCCAAUAACAUGCAACAAGUCAUUGCAAACCUGGCAGUGCCGAGGUUCCUUCACUCUCCACUUGGUGGAUCAUUCCUUGAGGCAGCAGUGCAUCGAAAGUUGAAACAACAUGGAGGGACUUUCCAAAGAAGAGCUCUCAAGACCAACAUUAUGGACACCAUUACCUUCCCCAAACCAUCAUCAUCAUUGGUUAUCAAGUCUAUCUCUGAUAUUGGACCAGCUCUUGGCAAUGUUUAUCUUGUCCCAAGCUUCUCCAACUUUCCAGCCAUCGACAGCUUGAUCAAACCGAAUCAGUUGUUUCAAGUAACAGUUUCGCCAGAUCAUCCACCUCUGAUGAAGGAGCUGUCCAGCAUUGUCGAUCAACUUGGAGGAACUGUGGCAAACGUGGAACUAUAUUUCGUUCUUCCCCCUGAUCAGUUUUAUACCUUCAAGGAACAACAUUAUCUCACAUCUACAAAGAGCAAAGCCGUCAAAUUGACAGCUCAGGUCAAGAAGAUCUCCCAAUAUGCCUUGCUCUUUGAUUUGAAAUAA
Acytostelium subglobosum LB1 is the source of this 1695-nucleotide messenger RNA. RefSeq lists its product as hypothetical. The transcript is spliced from 4 exons. NCBI's taxonomy places the organism in Eukaryota, Evosea, Eumycetozoa, Acytosteliales, Acytosteliaceae. The record is from RefSeq and is a predicted model, not a curated record. Bases 1 to 1695 code for a protein of 564 amino acids.